Molecule: messenger RNA, 2095 nt
Organism: Penaeus vannamei (Pacific white shrimp)
Lineage: Eukaryota; Metazoa; Arthropoda; Malacostraca; Decapoda; Penaeidae
Source: RefSeq, a predicted model, not a curated record
GGCCUUGAGAUAUCAACUAAUUAAACUCCCUAUUUUCCAGCAUGUUUCGGGGGCAUUGUCACGGAGCUUCUCCACAAGUAGGGUGGCUGCGGCAACCCAGAUGACUGUUCGUGAUGCCCUCAACUCCGCUCUUGAUGAGGAGAUGGAGCAUGAUGAGAAUGUGUUUUUGAUGGGUGAGGAAGUGGCUCAGUAUGAUGGUGCAUAUAAGGUGUCCCGAGGAUUGUGGAAGAAGUAUGGAGACAAGCGUGUUAUCGACACUCCUAUUACGGAGAGUGGCUUUGCCGGUAUUGCUGUUGGAGCUGCAAUGGGUGGCCUUCGUCCAGUGUGUGAGUUCAUGACCUUCAACUUCUCCAUGCAAGCAAUUGACCACGUGAUCAACUCAGCCUCAAAAACCUUCUACAUGUCUGCUGGUUUGAUUCAUGUUCCAAUCGUGUUCCGUGGUCCCAAUGGAGCUGCUGCUGGCGUAGGAGCUCAGCAUUCGCAGUGUUUUGGUGCCUGGUACUCCCAUUGCCCAGGCCUUAAGGUUGUGUCACCCUACUCCUCAGAGGAUGCGAGAGGUCUCCUGAAGGCUGCUAUCCGUGACCCUGACCCAGUUGUUGUACUUGAGAAUGAGAUUCUCUACGGCCAGCCAUUUGACAUCUCGGAGGAGGCUCUUUCCAAAGACUUCGUAUUGCCUAUUGGAAAGGCAAAGAUUGAACGUUCAGGACAACACAUCACCCUUGUUGCUCACUCACGUGCUGUGAUGCUGGCUUUGGAGGCUGCCAAUGCUCUUGCUGGAGAGGGAGUGGAAUGUGAAGUGAUCAACCUCCGCUCACUGCGUCCACUGGAUGAGGCCACGAUCAUUGACUCUGUGAUGAAGACCCGCAACCUUGUGACAGUGGAGCAGGGUUGGCCUCAGAGUGGCAUUGGCUCAGAAAUUUGUGCCAGGAUAGUUGAAAGUCCUGCCUUCCACUAUUUGGAGUCUCCUGUAGUGCGUGUAACUGGGGUGGAUGUUCCCAUGCCUUAUGCCAAGAGCUUGGAGCUUGCCUGUAUCCCACAGCAACAUGAUGUUGUCAAGGCUGUAAAGAAGGUUCUGAAAAUUAUCAAGUAAAACUGCACAAGUAAUGGUCAACAUAUAGAUACCAACAUGUAUUUAUUUGGGGUUAGAGAUCUUGUCCCGUGUGAUGCAGUAGUGUCCAGUCUUUUGAUCUCUGACUGUGCAUACUCAUUCUCCGGGAAUACAAGUCAUAUAUUUUUGUUUAUUUAUUUAUGUUAUGUUUAUUUGGUUGUUGAAAUCAGUUGUAAAUUUAGAAAUUAUGAAGUUAGAUUGUUUUAUAUGAAUAAUUUUGUGAUGUGCCUGUAGAACAUUAUUUUGAUGGUAAAGGACUUAAAAUCAUAUUGUAUUUCCUUGAUUAUAUUUCUCCUUGUUGGUGUACAAGAUCUAAACAGAAUUCCAUUUCUAUGAAGAACAAGAAGUUAUUUAGCAUUUUAGAUGUAUAUAGCAUUUGUUAACAUAUGUAAAUGUAAACAUUAAACCGGCUCAUUUUUAUAAAAUCUUUUGACAUCCUUUAUAAAUUGUUUUCCUCAUUUAUUUUGUUGCAUUAUACAACUAGGAUGCAUGUGGAUACUUGAGAAGAAGCAGUUACUAAGAAAUGCAACUAAAGAUUUUAUAGAAAACAAAGUAUGAAAUGUAUUGUUCACUAUUUUCUAAAUAUUCAUAUAUUUUACAUAGUUGAUUAAAUGGUAAAACAAAUGAUUGUCAAUUGUUAAUAUAAAGACAAUGGAGUUAAAAGAUCUGUGUUAUUGAUAAAAGAAAUAUGUAUAGAAAAUAUAUGUGUGUUCAGUGUCAGUUUUUGUUACAAAUGUUCAAAUAUUAAAUGGCUUGUAUUUUUUUUAUAUUUUCAAAGUUAUUUGACAGUUCCACACCAGAAGUUAACAGAAAUGUAUACACUUUUCUUGGGAGUAUGAAAGAGCCUUUUGAGAAAGGAAGAAUAUCAACUUGCUUCUGUUAUGCAAUAUUGUGUAUAUAUCCUAAAUAUGUUGCAUAAUAGAGCAAGUUUGUACAAACAGUAUAUCUUAUUACAAUAAAGAACUGAGGGUAGUUGUAAUAUAGACA